This is a messenger RNA of Penicillium subrubescens, 2605 nucleotides long. Its product is annotated as M28 family metallopeptidase. Bases 31 to 2358 code for a protein of 775 amino acids. The transcript is spliced from 3 exons. The record is from RefSeq and is a predicted model, not a curated record. Gene Ontology annotation, molecular function: carboxypeptidase activity. NCBI's taxonomy places the organism in Eukaryota, Fungi, Ascomycota, Eurotiomycetes, Eurotiales, Aspergillaceae.
CUUUUUCUCUCCUUUUACAUCCUGUCAAAGAUGAGAGAGAAAAAGGAAAUGCCAUACUCAGAGACAACACCUCUGCUCGAGGUCAAUAUCGCCCCUCGGCGACCUCGAUACCCUCAUAAUGCCCUUCGUCGAACAUGUACCGGUCUGCUUGGCACACUCUUGGUGAUCGUCGUCAUCCUCUUUUUGAUCCCGUCCGCCAUUCUACCCCGCGAGCACGGCUCGAUCUGGUCCUAUCUACCAGGUGCCAACCCAUUCCCACAUGACGCCUGGCCUCAAGGCAAUGGUCUACCCUAUGAUCAACUCCAACAGAUCCUCCUCAACACCCCAUCCGCGGCCAAGGCCCGUGAGUGGAGCGAGUACUAUACCGCCGGGCCCCACUUGGCAGGCAAGAACUUGAGCCAGGCGCUAUGGACGAUGGAUAAGUGGAAGGAAUUCGGCGUGGAGGAUGUAUCUCUUGCAUCUUAUGAUAUCUACCUGAAUUACCCACUGGACCAUCGAUUGGCCCUGCUCAAGAAGUCUGGGGAUGAUAUCGAGGUAGCCUUUGAGGCUACCCUGGAGGAGGAUGUGUUGGAGGAAGAUCCUACUUCGAGUUUGCCUGAUCGGGUCCCUGUUUUCCACGGGUACUCGGCCAGUGGUAAUGUCACGGCUCAGUUUGUGUAUGCCAACUUUGGUACAUACUGGGACUUUGAGGACUUGGUGAAUGCCAAUGUCACCCUGAAAGGCAAGAUUGCUAUUGUCAAGUAUGGGCGAAACUUCCGUGGUCUGAAGGUGAAGCGUGCGCAGGAGCUUGGCAUGGUUGGCGUGCUCAUCUACAGCGAUCCCCAGGAGGAUGGCGAGAUUACCGAAGAGAAUGGCUACGAGGCUUAUCCUAACGGCCCAGCCCGUAACCCUAGUGCCAUUCAGAGAGGCAGCACGCAGUUCCUGAGCAUUGCUCCUGGUGAUCCCACCACUCCAGGAUACCCAUCCAAGCCCGGCUGUGAGCGUCAAGAUCCUCACGGCUCUAUUCCAUCUAUUCCUUCACUUCCAAUUUCAUACAAGGAGGUCAUUCCAUUCUUGAAAGCUCUAAAUGGUCAUGGACCCAAGGCCUCGGACUUUAAUGAGUACUGGCAGGGCGGUGCCCUUGGCCACAAGGGCGUGAAAUACAACAUUGGACCCUCGCCAGAGGAUAUUGUUAUCAACCUUGAGAACCAGCAGCAGUAUGUGACCACUCCCUUGUGGAACGUGAUCGGUGUCCUGAAGGGUUCCAUUCCGGACGAGGUCAUCAUCCUGGGUAACCACCGGGAUGCCUGGAUUGCUGGCGGAGCUGGAGACCCGAACAGUGGUUCUGCCGCCAUGAAUGAGGUCAUUCGCAGCUUUGGUGAAGCUUUGAAAGCCGGAUGGAAGCCACUGCGCACUAUUGUCUUCGCCAGUUGGGAUGGCGAAGAGUACGGCUUACUCGGUUCGACCGAGUGGGUGGAGGAGAACCUCCCUUGGCUGUCCAAGGCUAAUGUCGCCUACUUGAAUGUCGAUGUGGCUGCUUCUGGCACCCACUUUGGUCCUCGCGCCGCACCGCUGCUGAACCAAGUUAUCAACGAGGUGGCCGGUCUCGUGCCGCACCCGAACCAGACUGUCCCUGGCCAGACGGUCCGUGAUGUUUGGGAUGGUCAUAUCUCGACCAUGGGCAGUGGCAGCGACUUCACUGCCUUCCAGGACUUUGCAGGUGUGGCCAGUCUAGACUUUGGCUUCAGUCACGGAAAGGGUGACGCCGUCUACCACUACCACUCGAAUUACGACAGCUUCGCGUGGAUGGAGAAGUAUGGCGAUCCCAACUGGUCUUAUCAUCUCGCUACCACGAAGCUCUGGGCUCUGGCUGCCGCACGACUGGUGGAGUCGCCCGUGAUCGCGUUCAGUGCCGGCGACUAUGCUGCCGGACUGGACUCGUAUUUGCAAACAGUCAAACCCUCUGCCGGCAAGCUGCCAAAGCAUGCCCACUUUGACUUUGAUCGUCUCGACCGGGAAAUCUCCAACUUCCAAGCGGCCGCGACCGCAUUUGAUGCCUACGCCGCAUCGCUAGCCGAAAAGUUGAACGAGAAUGUCCCCUGGUACCACUGGUGGAAGAAGGUCCGUCUCUACUUCCUGAUCCGCGGUGCCAACGAUAAGUAUAAGUACAUCGAGCGAUCAUUCCUUUACCAGCCCGGUCUGGACGGACGCAACUGGUUCAAGCACGUUGUGUUUGCGCCUGGUAUUUGGACCGGCUACUCGGGAGCCACCUACCCCGGACUGGUGGAGAGUCUUGAUGACGGCGAUGUGGAGAAUGCCAAGAAAUGGAGUCGUAUUAUCCAGGAACGGAUUGGUGCGGCGACCAAGCUGCUGUCGUAGUUGGGCGAGAUUGAAAUCGGAGGGAGGAUGGGGGUUCAGUGUGAUUGGAUGCCGAUUACCCGGGCAGGCUUGUAGUGUGCAUACGAGGAGUUGUACAUGUAGUAAGUACUAUAUACUGGACUCGGGAUAGAUGUAGUUAGUUAGUUUGUGGGGUAUACUUUGCACGGUGAUACACUUUGUUGAUGACUGCAUUUCUCGAUCUAUAUAUCUCGGGUUUGUACUUAGUCUUCCUUGACCCAAAACGAAG